Zasmidium cellare ATCC 36951 is the source of this 1785-nucleotide messenger RNA. RefSeq lists its product as uncharacterized. NCBI's taxonomy places the organism in Eukaryota, Fungi, Ascomycota, Dothideomycetes, Mycosphaerellales, Mycosphaerellaceae. The transcript has a single exon. The coding region runs from base 1 to 1785 and encodes 594 amino acids. Gene Ontology annotation, cellular component: endoplasmic reticulum; membrane. The record is from RefSeq and is a predicted model, not a curated record. Gene Ontology annotation, biological process: transmembrane transport.
AUGUUCGACCGACCGCAAUCGUUUCGCAUACGCGAACUCUCCAACCUGGCUCUCGCCGCCUUCCCACAAAAACGAGCCUUAUUAUCACAAACCUCACUCGAUUCGCAUUUCCCUAUCUGGGACGCUGUCACCAACAGCACAAUGGACGCCCUAGCACACGAGUCACAUCCAAACUUUGGCCAUUUGGCAGGCCUGGUAUCCGAAGCCGUGCUAGAGGUUGUCUUUGUCGCCCUGCCCGGCUUUCUCGUCGCCAUCAAUGGCAUGUUCGACGCCAACAGCCAAAAGUUCGUCGCCGAACUCAACACCAUGGUCUUCACACCAUGCCUCAUCUUCACGAAACUGGCGGGUCAACUCAACGCGGACAAGCUCGCCGAUCUGGUCGUCAUCCCAUUCAUCUUCCUUGCUCAGACUUUGGUCUCUUGGCUUAGUGCGCAGGCAAUGGCAAAGGUGUUUGGCUUUGGCGGAAAGAGCAAGAAGAUGCAGAAGAACUUCGUCCUGGCGAUGGGUGUGUUUGGCAACUCGAACUCGCUACCCAUCUCCUUGGUCUUGAGCUUAAGCAAAACUAUUAGUGGCUUGCAUUGGGAUCAGGUGCCAGGUGAUAACGACGAUGAAGUGGCAGCAAGAGGUAUCUUGUACUUGCUGAUCUUCCAGCAAUUGGGACAACUGCUGCGCUGGACAUGGGGUUAUAGCGUGUUGCUCAAGCCAGCAUCCGCGUACGAGGAAGAUGAGAGAAGAGAAGCCGCCGAAGAGAACCGCAGUAUCGAAGAAGGCCCGUAUACCGAUCAUCCAGAGCUUGAUGAGCGUGGAAAGCCGGUCAAGAGAAGUGGACAUGAUUCUGGCUUCAGCUCUGGCUCACAGACACCAGCUGGGAGUGAAAGCCCGCCACAGAUUCCAGAAGUUGUACCAGCAGCGCCCGCCAACGGCAACGACAUCAGCACCGAGCCACGACACCUGAUCGGACGUGACGAUGAUGCGGCCAGCGACACGAGCGAUCAAAUGACCGUCUUCCCUAACUUCUCUCGCAGCCUCUCGAAGCGUUCCAGCGACAGCUCCACCGCGGCGUCUUGGAAGAAGCCUUUAUAUCGCGUGGGCAAUUCGGCGGUGCGUGCAGGCAGACGAGUCCAGUCCACUCUCAGCACGUUCUUCAACAACAUCUUCCGCAAGCUGCCCCAUCCUGUUCAGCGGGUGUUGUCCUUCCUUCAUUACUACAACUGCGUGUUCUGGGCUGGCGUGUGGCGACAGAUGAACCCUCCCCUUUGGGCAAUGCUUGCAGCUUUGAUUGUUGCCAGCAUCCCUGACUUGCAAAAGCUCUUCUUCACGAAGGGCACACUCAUCAACAACUCCGUCACUCGCGCCAUCUCACAGACCGGAGGCGUAGCUGUCCCCCUUAUUCUGGUUGUUCUCGGCGCCAACUUGGCUCGUUCGACGAUCCCACAAGAGCAGCUCGCCACGUCGAAGGAAGAGAAGAAGGAAGAGCGCAGACUCCUCUACGCCUCCUUGCUCAGUCGCAUGGUCAUCCCCGUCAUCAUCAUGGCUCCGAUCCUGGCACUGACGGCCAAGUACGUUCCAGUCUCGAUCCUCGGCGACCCGAUCUUCAUCAUCGUCUGCUUCUUGCUCACUGGCGCCCCGUCGGCCUUGCAACUCGCCCAGAUCUGCCAGAUCAACAACGUCUUCAUGGGAGCCAUGUCGAGCCUGCUGGUAGCGAGCUACGUCGUGGUCAUCUUCCCCAGCACACUGCUGCUGGUCCUCAUGGCGCUCGAGGUGCUCGAGUGGGCCGUGUUGUAA